Messenger RNA from Brugia pahangi, 840 nucleotides. NCBI's taxonomy places the organism in Eukaryota, Metazoa, Nematoda, Chromadorea, Rhabditida, Onchocercidae. The record is from the annotation of a GenBank genome assembly.
AUGGAACAAAAUGAGAAAGAGCAAGCAGAGGAAAAAGAAGAAGUAAAACUUGGAAGAUUGCAAUAUAAGCUCGACUAUGAUUUUCAACAAAAUCAGUUAGCUGUGACAGUGAUACAAGCAGAAGAUUUACCAGGAAUGGAUAUGAGUGGAACAUCAGAUCCUUAUACGAAAGUACAUCGUAAAACUCUCAAUCCUGUUUUUAAUGAAACAUUUAUAUUCAAGGUACCAUUUGUUGAAAUAGCAUCAAAAACAUUGGUUUUUGCUGUUUAUGAUUUUGAUCGUUUCUCGAAACAUGAUCAAAUUGGCCAAGUGUUGAUACCACUUGGUAAAAUAGAUCUUGGCCAAGUGAUUGAGGAAUGGAAAGAUAUUGCACCACCACCUGAUGAUAAAGAAGCAGAUAAAAGUUUGGGCGAUAUUUGCUUUUCGUUGAGGUAUGUACCAACAGCUGGUAAACUUACAGUUGUUAUCUUGGAAGCAAAGAAUUUGAAAAAAAUGGAUGUUGGUGGAUUAUCAGAUCCAUAUGUGAAAAUAGUAUUGCUACAAGGUGGAAAAAGAUUGAAAAAGAAGAAAACAAGCAUUAAAAAAUGUACACUAAAUCCUUACUACAAUGAAUCAUUCUCAUUUGAAGUACCAUUCGAGCAAAUUCAGAAGGUAUCAUUAAUGAUAACUGUGAUGGAUUAUGAUAAGCUUGGCUCUAAUGAUGCAAUUGGCCGAUGUAUACUAGGCUGUUCAGCAACAGGUGCCGAAUUACGACAUUGGAUGGAUAUGUUAGCCAGUCCACGUAGACCUAUUGCUCAAUGGCAUACUUUAGGACCUGUAGAAGAGCCUGAAAAAUCUUAA